Messenger RNA from Camelus dromedarius (Arabian camel), 3574 nucleotides. It is a transcript of the gene FERMT1, whose product is annotated as FERM domain containing kindlin 1. The record is from RefSeq and is a predicted model, not a curated record. Gene Ontology annotation, molecular function: integrin binding. Lineage: Eukaryota; Metazoa; Chordata; Mammalia; Artiodactyla; Camelidae. Gene Ontology annotation, biological process: cell-matrix adhesion; integrin-mediated signaling pathway. Bases 297 to 2330 code for a protein of 677 amino acids. The transcript has 16 exons. Gene Ontology annotation, cellular component: focal adhesion.
CCGGGUCUCCAGGGGCGCGGCGCUGCACAUGCCCGGCUGCGAGGCCGCACGCCGCGGGUUCGGGAAGGGAGCAUUACCAAAGACGUGUCCCGCUGUGGUGGUUAAGAGUUUGGAGUUAGAACCUGGAUUUCUGUUUGCACUCCACCACCUAACUUGCUGUGUGGUUUUUGAUUAAGUUCCCUAACCUCUCUGAGCCUGAGUUGCCUCAUCUCUAAAUGGGAUUGCUGAGAGGAUGAAGGUGAUAAUCAAGGAUAGUAGUUAACACAGAUAACUACUCGACACCUGCAUUUGCCAGGAUGCUCUCAUCCAGUGACUUUGCCUCUGCUUCUUGGGAGCUCGUGGUCCGAGUUGACCAUCCAAAUGAAGAGGAGCAGAAGGACAUCACGCUGAGAGUGUCUGGAGACUUGCACAUUGGGGGAGUGAUGCUCAAGUUAGUGGAACAGAUCAACAUACCCCAGGACUGGUCGGACUUUGCCCUUUGGUGGGAACAGAAGCACUGCUGGCUUCUGAAAACGCACUGGACUCUGGACAAAUGCGGGGUCCAGGCAGACGCAAAGCUCCUCUUCACCCCUCAGCACAAGAUGCUCCGCCUCCGCCUGCCGAAUAUGAGGACGGUGCGGCUGCGGGUCAGCUUCUCGGCCGUGGUGUUUAAAGCUGUCGGUGACAUCUGCAGAGCCCUGAAUAUUAGAAGAUCAGAAGAACUUUCCUUGUUAAAGCCUUCUGGUGAAUAUUUUAAAAAGAAGAAAAAAAAAGAAAAAAAUAAUAAGGACCCUGUAAUUGAAGAUAUUUUAAACCUAGAGGGCUCUCCAACAAUUUCAGGUCCACGAGUGAGUCCCGGCUUAUACAGUAAAACCAUGACCCCCACGUAUGACCCCGUCAGCGGAACGCCGGCAUCAUCCACCAUGACUUGGUUCAGUGACAGCCCUUUGGCUGAGCAAAACUGCAGCAUCCUGGCCUUCAGCCAGCCCCCUCAGUCACCAGAAGCGCUCGCUGAUAUGUACCAGCCUCGGUCUCUGGUCGACAAAGCCAAGCUGAACGCAGGUUGGCUGGACUCCUCGCGUUCCCUUAUGGAACAAGGCAUCCAGGAGGAUGAGCAGCUGCUGUUACGAUUUAAAUACUACACUUUCUUUGACUUGAAUCCCAAAUAUGAUGCGGUCCGAAUAAACCAACUCUAUGAGCAAGCCAGGUGGGCCAUUCUCUUAGAAGAAAUUGACUGCACGGAGGAAGAAAUGUUGAUCUUCGCAGCACUCCAGUAUCACAUCAGCAAAUUGUCGUCAUCAGCCGAAACGCAGGGUUUUACCAGCGAGUCUGAGGUCGACGAAGUAGAAGCAGCACUUUCUAAUUUGGAAGUGACCCUGGAAGGCGGAAAAGCCGACAACACUUUGGAGGACAUUACUGAUAUCCCUAAACUGGCAGACAAUCUCAGAUUAUUUAGGCCCAAGAAACUAAUAUUAAAAGCGUUCAAACAAUACUGGUUCGUCUUUAAAGACACAUCUAUAGCCUACUUUAAAAACAAGGAACUUGAACAAGGAGAACCAAUAGAAAAACUAAAUCUUAGAGGCUGUGAAGUUGUUCCAGACGUAAAUGUAGCAGGGAGAAGAUUUGGAAUCAAGUUACUAAUCCCUGUUGCUGACGGUAUGAAUGAAGUGUAUCUGAGAUGUGACCACGAGAAUCAAUAUGCCCAGUGGAUGGCUGCCUGCAUCUUGGCCUCGAAGGGCAAAACCAUGGCGGACAGCUCCUACCAGCCGGAGGUCCUCAACAUCCUUUCAUUUCUGAGGAUGAAAAACCGGAACUCAGCAUCUCAGGUGGCUCCUGGGCUCGAAAACAUGGACAUGAACCCGGAAUGUUUUGUGUCACCUCGGUGUGCAAAAAAACACAAGUCUAAACAGCUGGCAGCCCGCAUCCUGGAAGCCCACCAGAACGUGGCCCAGAUGCUCCUGGUGGAGGCCAAGCUGCGGUUCAUCCAGGCGUGGCAGUCUCUACCUGAAUUCGGCCUCACCUACUACCUAGUCAGAUUUAAAGGAAGCAAGAAAGAUGACAUUCUGGGAGUUUCAUAUAAUCGGCUGAUUAGAAUUGAUGCUGCCACUGGGAUUCCAAUUACAACAUGGAGAUUCACAAAUAUGAAACAGUGGAAUGUAAACUGGGAAAUCCGGCAGGUGGCCAUCGAGUUUGACCAGAACGUGUCCAUUGCGUUCACCUGCCUGAGCGCGGAUUGCAAGAUCGUGCAUGAGUACAUCGGGGGCUACAUCUUCCUGUCCACCCGCUCCAAGGACCAGAAUGAAACGCUUGACGAGGACCUGUUCCACAAGUUGACCGGUGGCCAGGAAUGAGCAGAGCAAGCCUGGGCGGGGGGGUCUACACAGCCCUGGGGGGCCAAAGGCAGGCCUCCCUGGAUGCUGGGUCCCCUGCCUGCACUGGGUGUGCAUUCAAGACUGACAGCCUGUGUCACCACCAGGCACCCAGACCCUCCCCUCAUUUCAGACACCCUGCCUGCACGUCCCUCAUCUUACUUGGCCCCUUGCUGGCAGCGGUGGAAGAGGCCUCAGUUAACCUCUCCUGGAUGUGAGGGGCGGGAGAGAGGAGGGUGCUGGGACGUUGCUCGAAGGCCCAGCAUGUGGCGACAGUUCUGUAACUCGCAGAGCCUGCAGGCGUUACGGCUCCAAGUUGUCCAUAUGCUUAUCUGCUUUGUUGCCAAGUUAGCAGAAAAACAAAGGUUAAAAGCGCAUGUGGCAAGGACAUCUUAUUCCACAAACUCAGGUAUGAAAAGAAAUAUGGGGGAAGGAGGGUAGAGCUCAGUGGUAGAGCGCAUGCUUAGUACGCAUGAGAUCCUGGGUUCAAUCCCCAAUACCUCCACUGAGUAAAUAAAUAAACCUAGUUACCUACCCCCUGCCCUGCAAAAAAAAGAAAUAUGUCCUUCUUUAACAGAAGUACUUUUAACUCCCAUCUGGUGAAAAUGGCAGAGGGAGUCCAUGCGUACACUUUUAUCCCAGAGGUCAAGGUCCGGGGAAAGGAGGGGUGACCUGGGACCAGUUGGUGACAAGCGGUCAGAGUAGUGGCCCUCGGUGUCAUCAGUCCACAAUGACACGUUGCCAAGGUGACCAUUAACCCAUCUGGUCUUGGACACUGGUGCUAUCGGGCUCCUGCCCCACCCGCAAGUCCCAUUCCAUCCCUGGUGCUCCCUCCGCCACCUUUAAGUCCCUCCUGAAGUCAUGGUGACACAGGAGCUCAGGGAAACCCAUUCCUCAAACCCAGCACGUUUCUCACCUGCUCCUGCUCUAGGCUGGAAGAUGGGUCCAGUUCUAACCUCUUCAUAAAAACCACCUCCCAGCAGUGAGGCUUCCAGCGAAGUCUCCAUCCCAACCCUUCAGGGAGAGACAGGCAAGACCCAGGCAGACCCUUUCACAAAGACCACCGUGUUCAAGGGCUGGGCCCCUCACUGGCUUCCACCUCCUGGACCUUUGGCUGGUCCGUGGGGAAGAGAAGCCUUUUCUCAUCACCCCUCAGUGUUCUCCUGGAUUUGGUGUCUGGUUAUAUGACUCAUGGCCUUUCCCCUAAAGGCCUUUUUUUUUUUUUU